This is a messenger RNA of Acanthoscelides obtectus, 234 nucleotides long. The record is from the annotation of a GenBank genome assembly. NCBI's taxonomy places the organism in Eukaryota, Metazoa, Arthropoda, Insecta, Coleoptera, Chrysomelidae.
AUGAUUAACGAUACAUUAUUCAUGGCAGAAAUGGAUCCAGAUUAUGACCAAACUUCUUCUGCGAAAACAUCAGAUGAGGGGCGUUUUGUCCCCCUCACCGAUAAUGAACAACUUGAUAAUGAAUCUGAUGAAUGUAGUGAAGAUGACGAAAUGAAUGAUGCUGAUGGAUUUUCAGUUGGAGCAAUUCCAAGAACAAGGCUCGCAUUAAAUGUUGGACAGAUACAAAAUGUAUAA